AUGUGCGCAUACCACCCAGAAUCACCUGCACGUUAUAUAUGUCAAGGUGAGAGUUGCUUCGAAAAAAGAAUAUUUUGCCAUGCAUGCUUGAAAAACAACAAACAUAUGCAUAGUGUUAAUAGAAAUGAAUUAAUAGAGGAAUUACCAUAAAUUUUGGAGGGUUCACGUUAGGAUUGUGAUCACCUUUUAGAAUUUAUUGAAGAAACCUUUAAAGAAAUCAUUUUAUUUAAAGAUUAUUUAAUUAGGGCUAUUAGAAAGAAAUAUCACAUUUAAAUAGAGUUAUUUAAUGAAAUUAAUAUUGAAUCUAAAUGCUAAGCAUUAGAUAAUUUAAUCAAAUUCAAAGAAGAUUCAAAAAUUAUUUAAUAAGUAUUGGAUCAACCAUUUAAGACAGUUUUAUCACAUAUUAAAGAUGGAAUAACAGAUGUUUGUUUAGAAUAAGUAACUUACCUAGGAUAGAUGACUGAAUAAGAGCGACAGUAAUUUCAAAAUCAUAUCACCGAAAGUUAGAAUUUAUUUUAAUCCAACCGUUUGGAGGAAGCUUUAGAAAAGGUAGAGAGAGCACUAAUUAUAAAUCCGAGAGAUCUAGACGCUCUUAUUUAAAAAGGCAAUAUAUUAAUGAGACUUCAAAGAUUAAAGGAAGCUCAAUAGCAAUUUAUUUAAGCUCUUAAAAUUGAUGAGUUGCAUGUUACAUCCAGGUUUGCAUUAGGUUCUUAUUAUAUACGUACCAAUUAAAGAAGACAGGCACUGCAAUAGUAUUUUAAAAUAAUAGAUAUUAAUCCUGGUAAUCAAUAAGCAAUAAUUUAAAUUGAUUAAUUGCUAGAAGAAACUUAUUGA
Paramecium tetraurelia is the source of this 834-nucleotide messenger RNA. RefSeq lists its product as uncharacterized. Lineage: Eukaryota; Ciliophora; Oligohymenophorea; Peniculida; Parameciidae. The record is from RefSeq and is a predicted model, not a curated record. Gene Ontology annotation, molecular function: protein binding. The transcript has 4 exons.